AGUGUUGGCCGGAAGUGUUAUGGAGCGAAAGAAGAAAGAAGAGGAGGCCAAAUGGGAGAAUCCCGACGCUGACAUCUUCGCCGCACAUUUUCCCCUCAUCGAGCGUGCAAAUGUCAGCGGGGACGCAAAAAGACGACGUUUGAUUUUUCUAGUUUUCAUUUUUGUCUUCUUGUAUUUUGGGGGGUGUAUUUAUUUAUAUAUAUAAAUAUAUAUAUAUAGAUUUUCAUAUUUGCUCUUUUGUCCUUGUUGUUGUUUUGUGUGAUGGCCGACGGCGUCCUCAGCAUCAGGACCAGCUCGGGAGGGCCGGAACCGCUCGGACGAGCGACGCUCCAGCCGCACACCUAACCACAUCAGUAAUAUUUGCCUUCAUUAUUAGUAGGAAAAGGAUUAGCAUCAUUGCAGGACAUCAUUUACGUUUAUUUCACACAUAUUUCCCAUCCAUCCAUUUUCUCUAACGCUUAUCUGGAGCACAGUUGACUCCGAGCUAUGGAAAACACUUUGAGCAUUUAUUCCAUAUCCUACUAGUGCACUGAAUUGUCCAUACUAGUAUGCUCUUUGUCCUCACUUGUGAGAUCAUUCAGUGCACUUGCCAAAUGACUGUUUAAUCCACCAUCUCUGCGCAUUAGAAGGGCAACUAGGACAAAGUAGAUGAAGGUGCACGAGAAGAAUGACAAGGGCGCACUAGUAGAACAACCAGGUUACUAGUGAGGCAAAUCUCUACAGUAGUUGAUGCAAUUGAGGUUCAAUCAAUCAAUCAAUCAAUCAAUCAAUCAAUCACAUGACUGUGCGCCGAGGCUAACGAAAUCGUCAUCGUUAGCCUGAAGCUAAUGCUAACGUUUGCGGCUUUAAGCGAAGCGGGCAAAGUGAAACGCGGGAGCGGCCACGGUGGAAACGGGAUCGGCGACCAGUCAAGCAUUUGUCCACGUGCGCUGGCGACCAUUCCAUCGUUUGCCCAUAUGCGCCCCAAACCCGUUUGUCCGUUGCUCUCUUUUCUAGCGAAGCCGCCUUGACCUUCGCUGACCUUUGACCUUCCCAUCACCCGCCGCCCAAACGCUCGGCGCCAUGACGUGAGCGGUGGCGCCGACGUCAAAUCGCUAACGGGAUGUCGCAGCCGGCGGCGGCGGCGAACGCGGCCGCCGAGAAGGCCCGGGCGGAGCUCAACGAGAACCCCGACACGCUGCACCGCGACAUCCAGCGGGUGCGAGACAUGAUCGUGACGCGACCGGACGUGGGCUUCCUGCGAACGGACGACGACUUCGUCCUGCGCUUCCUGCGGGCGCGCAAGUUCGACCCGGUGGAAACCUUCCGCCUGCUGGCGCAGUACUUCCACUUUCGCCAGCAGAACCUGCACAUGUUCCGCAGCUUUAAGGUGCGGACACGCACGCGAAUCGCGCGGCCGCUCGUUAACAGGACGCGUGUGCGCCAGGUGGACGAGCCGGGCAUCAAGCGGGCGUUGACGGACGGCUUCCCGGGCGUUCUGGAGACUCCGGACCAACACGGUCGCAAGAUCCUCAUCCUGUUCGCCUCCAACUGGGAUCAGAACAGGAACUCGUUCACGGACAUCCUGCGGGCCAUCUUGCUGUCGCUGGAGGUUCUGAUCGAGAAGCCCGAGCUGCAGAUCAACGGCUUCGUGCUCAUCAUCGACUGGAGCGACUUCUCCUUCAAGCGGGCCUCCGAGCUCACGCCCAACGUCCUCAAGCUGGCCAUCGAGGGCCUGCAGGACAGUUUCCCAGCGCGCUUCGGCGGCAUCCACUUCGUCAACCAGCCGUGGUACAUCCGCGCCAUGUUCACCAUCAUCAAGCCCUUCCUCAAGGACAAGACCAGGAAGCGGAUCUUUCUUCACGGCAACAACCUGAACUCGCUCCACCAGCUCAUCCGGCCCGACUGUCUGCCGUCCGAGUUCGGCGGCACGCUGCCGCCGUACGACACGGGCACGUGGGCGCGCGCCCUGCUGGGCCCCGACUACACGGACGAGACCGAGUACACCCUCACCUACGACGCGCUGCGCGUCCGACAGAACGGCGGCGGCCAGGAGCUCAUGAAAAGGUCUCAGUCGGUCGCCAACCCUGCCACGCUGCGACAGACGGACCGCGAGAGCAGCGCCCCGCUCCUGACCCUGGACUGAACACACACACACACACACACACACACACUUGCUGGAUUUUCACUUGUGUUGUUUCGUCCCGUCCAGCUGAACUUUGACUCGUACUUCCUGUUUCUGAGCCCGAACGUGUGUGUGUGCGUGUGCAGCCUCAGCAGCGCGCACACACACUCGACCGUGUUUGUGUGUCCCUGCGCAGGAAUGUAGAAAAGGUUCUCACGACUUUAGUGAAUGUUUGCUCACCAUCAUCACCAUCAUCUUCAUCCUGCUGCCGGGUGACCUUUCUUGGUUAAUUUUGGGCGAUUCUCGUCGAGCGUUUCCCAACCUUUGCCGAGCCGAGGCCCAAAUCUGACUUUGAUUUUCCCGGCAAAGGCGUUCAAAUGUUGUUCGUCAGCGCGGAAUGCGGGCCUCUUGAAUUGAAAGAGGAGGUUUUCCUCCUCUUUUAUUAUCGGCAACAGGCGGCGAGACAAAAUCAUUCGACCUUCCGCCAUCUCGUGGAAAGGCAUUUCAUUGCUCGGCCUGUUAGCAAAUGUCGCUGGCAUGGAACAAAGAUACGUUAUUUGUAGUACAGUGAAAUAUUCAUCUUAUUCAGAGUUUGGCAUUCCUAAAUUCAGCCAUUCAACAGAGUAUUAUUUUGUAUUUUUUGGGAACCUCUCCCCCGUUAUUCAUGGCAACGGCCGCUUAUUAUUCGCGUUUGAGUCAUUACUGUUAUUAUUUUUUAAAUGCAAUCCCCUGCCUAUUUGCUUUUCCCCCACGAAUAGCCAUCUUGUGGAAUCUUGGUGUCAAGCGACUAUGUUGAAGUGUGUUAAGGAGCUUCAUCGAGACAAAAGUAGUGCGAUGCUGCAAUCUUGUGGAAUUAUUGGUCAGCGAUUAGGAACCUUUUUAGCAGGGCGUCAAUUGUGGAUUUUUUGCUAUUUGACUCACGGGGUCCACUGUAAAAAAAAGAAUAGUUUUCGGCACAAUUACGUAAAAUUGGGAUCAUUUCUUUCGGUCUUUUCUUGAUCUCUGAAAUCUGUUUAGUUCGACACAAAGCUGACACGUUCGCAAGAAGCCCAAAAUAAUCAAACCUUAUCGUCACUGACUUGUUUGUUCGAUAUUUAUUACGAAAGGUCCAGCUGCAAACGUUGAUCUGACACGUUGUAAUGAUGCGACGGCAAGGACAUCAUCGAGUAGUGUUCCGAAAAAUGUCCACUAUAUAAAAAAAUCCUCGAUCGUGAUGAGGGGGUAUUCGAUGAAUCGUUUCAGCCCUAAAGUCAACUAUAUAGUCCACUCUAUCAAAAUAAGUUGGAAGUAUGUCGCGAUUCGGGAAUGAGUGAACGAUUCCGAACGCAGGCUUCCCUCAUUCCCGACUCGCUCUUCACUACGGAGGAUCAACAUUUUGGGAACGAUCUCGGUCCACUGGGAAGGAAUCACGAGACGGGUUGAAAGUUUUCAUUGAAAUGACACUAAUAUGCUUGGGAAUCACUUCCAGUUGAUUAUCACGGGCAAUGCGGCCAUGUCAAGCCCCCCCAAAAAGAAAAGAACAAGAAAACCGGAGCUACUAGUUGAAGCGUUCACAAGGUGUCACACGAUUGUCGUCGUCGAUGAAACUCGCUGAAUUGUCACCACAAUCGUCGCUCAGUUUACCGCCAAAUACGAGCGAAGAGCCUUUUUUUUUGCCGAGUAUUCACAGCUUUCCAAUCAAGCAAGCGCCGCUUUGGCUGGGAACAACAUCAGUAGACGCAUGUCAGUUACGGGGGGGGGGAGGAGUGCCGCGUUUCAUUCUCGACAAGUAUCGUGCCGUCAACACACACCAAAUGCCAAAGUGUCACUGAAGAGAAAGACUCUUUUUAUUGAACUCGUUACAAGAUUGUAUAGCGGAUGUCAUCGUGCGCUGCAAAAACGGCGGACGACGUUUUUGUCUCACAUGGAAAAGGUCGCAGAUGUGAAGACGAAAACGUCGUCCUGGCCUCCCGCAGGGCGCUCGGGGGACAUCGGGGCUACACGCAUCUCUUUUCAUGUAUUUACUGCAGAAUGUAAACUAGUAAACAUUUACACCUCCACGUGUGCUGCUUUCAACUCGGGGGGGGGGGGGGGUCAUCAAUUUACAAUUACAUGCGACGGGAUGACAAUUGAUGAACAGAAUGUAUGUCAACGGAAUCCAUGACACGACUGGGAGAAAAUGUGUCAUUGAAUUGCUGUUGCUUUUGGUAAUUUCCAUGAUUAGAAUUUUAGUUACAUUUGAAAAAUAGCUGCAAAAGCUCAGUUUUUUUUGUUUUUUUUGUUUUCCAUCUCACUUCCUCCUUCUCAAGCUGAUGCAUGUGAUUGGCUCUCUCUGGUCAUGUGCCAUUCUUCCGUAGUCUCAAACAUGACAUUUUUCCAUUUCAUAUUUCAAAUAAAUACAUUUAACAAUGACUUAAAAGACAUCCAUAAAUAAAUAAAACAUUCGUUAAUUAAAAUGUAUUUUUCACACAUUUCAGAUAAAAAACAACUGCUAGAUUGAAUGCAAAUGCUCGGUGGGCCGAAUAUAAAGAACGGAUGGGCCCCUGGGGCUCCCCGGGCCAGACUUUGCCCACCCCUUGGCUGGAGAGUCAACCGCAAAGAUAAAACAACAACAAACGUGCACCACUGUUUUCUGGGGUUAUUUUUAAUAAAAAUAGAGUCUCUUACAACAUCUGACGUUUGCAGUAAUUGUACAAAAGAGAAGGGAAAAAGUGAGCUAGUGGGAAAACACCGGAUGAAAAAGUCACGUCCAAGUUGAGGUUUUGCUCAAAUAAACUCGACAAACAUUGAAUACCACAGUCGGUCCGACGUGCGCGCGGUCGAGUCAGUAGUAGAAGUCAGCAGCAGGUCGGGAGGUCGCGCUCUAGAUGGCGCUGAGCGUCUGCCUCUGGUACGCCGUCAGCUGCGGGUGCCACACGUCCACGAUGAAGAUGAGGCGCAACGUGUCGGCGUCCUGCCAAACUUCGUGCUCGAAAGAGUCGUCGAAGAUCAACACUUUGCCCUCCUCCCACUCCCUGGCGGGACCACCGACACCAAGGACACACACGGUCUUUUCGGCCUUUCAACUUGAUUUUGCGAUCAACGUACUGUAUUCGGUCACGCGUGUACGGACCGAGAUUUGAAGUCGCGGUAUUAUCGAUCAAUGAACGUCUCGUUGCGCUGGGAGGAUUGUCCCGGGUCUUAAGAGAGAAUAACCCAAAACUAAACUAAUCCAAUGACACUUAAUGUAAGCUUCAUCAAUUUGCACUUGUUUCAAGCUGAUUCCGACUUGAAACAAGUUGCCACUUUUUUUUGUCUUUUCUUACUCCGCUGGCAAUGUGACUGUUUACACGACGAGUCUUAUUUGAACGAGUUUUGACUCGAAAUCAGACAAAUAUUCUUUUUGCGGCAGACGACGCGCACGUGCGGACAAACGAGAUCAAAGAUGA
Phycodurus eques (leafy seadragon) is the source of this 5511-nucleotide messenger RNA. RefSeq names its product clavesin-1-like. Lineage: Eukaryota; Metazoa; Chordata; Actinopteri; Syngnathiformes; Syngnathidae. The record is from RefSeq and is a predicted model, not a curated record. Gene Ontology annotation, cellular component: membrane. Gene Ontology annotation, molecular function: phosphatidylinositol bisphosphate binding. Bases 1103 to 2125 code for a protein of 340 amino acids. The transcript is spliced from 6 exons.